Pieris rapae (cabbage white) is the source of this 1270-nucleotide messenger RNA. Its product is annotated as ubiquinone biosynthesis O-methyltransferase, mitochondrial. Gene Ontology annotation, molecular function: 2-methoxy-6-polyprenyl-1,4-benzoquinol methyltransferase activity. The transcript is spliced from 5 exons. The coding region runs from base 399 to 1220 and encodes 273 amino acids. NCBI's taxonomy places the organism in Eukaryota, Metazoa, Arthropoda, Insecta, Lepidoptera, Pieridae. The record is from RefSeq and is a predicted model, not a curated record. Gene Ontology annotation, biological process: ubiquinone biosynthetic process.
GUGUGUCAUUAUGUCAUAUCACUAGUGGUAUUUCAUGAAUAAUUAUAAAUUUAUAAAUCCUCGCUUCAGCCAUGAGCCAAGGCUAUUGCCUAUUUGACGACUGACGUAUUACUUACUGUAGACUUAUUUCUAGUCGCAUCUAACUUGAAUUACUAAUGCUAUAAGUCACGUUUACUCUAUUCCAAACAAUAAAUUUAUAACAAAAAGAGCAAACAGUAUUACAGUAACUGUAAUAUUAUAUUAUCUUACGUACAGUACACGCGCAAAGGUUGUUAACUUGUUAGAGAAUAAUUGAUAUUAAGAAGUUCAACCGUUUCUAAAAUCUCUCGAUUAUUAAGUAAUAAUGACGAUUAAUACACUAAAUCCGAUACGAUAUGCUGUAAUAAAUAUUUCCCUAAAUGUCUUUCAGACAAAUUCAAUCAUGUUUACGAAGAAAUAUCACUAGCUUAUCUGCAAGUAACGCAAAUACAACAGUUGAUAAGGAAGAUGUGAAAAGACACAGCAAACACAUGAAGAUCUGGUGGGAUCCCAAAGGCAAGCUUGGAGUGCUUCACUCUUUUAAUAUGCUGAGAGUUCCAUUAGUAAGAGAUGGUCUUGUUAGUGAGCCAGAGAAGGAGAAAACUCUUACACCUCUGGCCAAUAAGACUAUUUUAGAUGUUGGCUGUGGUGGAGGAAUAUUAUCAGAGGCUUUGGCGAGAAUAGGCGGCGUUGUGACGGGAGUAGACGCCAGCAAAGAGUUAAUAGAGUGUGCCAAACAACACAGUGACCUCGACCUGAGGAUUACCCACAAUAAGCCCACAUACUUCUGCUCCACCAUCGAGGACCACGCCGUGGAAUACCCGAACCACUACGAUGCGGUGGUGGCCUCAGAGAUCAUCGAACACGUUACCGACAAGGAGCUCUUCGUUCAGGCCUGUGUUACCUGUCUCAAGCCCGGAGGCCGCAUCUUCGUCACCACGCCCAAUAGGAGCCCCCUUACUCGGCUGCUGGGCAUCUACGUGGCCGAGUACGUGAUGGGCAUGGUGCCCAAGGGCACGCAUCAGUACCACAAGCUCACCACGCCCAACGAGGUCUCUUUUCUGCUCGAGAGAAAUUGCUGUCACGUCGAGCUGGUUCACGGCAUGAUGUACAAUCCCUUUUCUGACAAGUGGUCUUGGGUUAAUUCCACUAAGCUCAUGUUUGCUAUGCAGGCGAUCAAGUUAGAUCCCGAACACGAAUAAAGUCCUACAAGGGUUUUUGUACUAUUUUAAUAAUAAAGUUACUGCUGUUA